Molecule: messenger RNA, 2292 nt
Organism: Mycosarcoma maydis (corn smut)
Lineage: Eukaryota; Fungi; Basidiomycota; Ustilaginomycetes; Ustilaginales
Exons: 1
Coding region: 1-2292 (763 amino acids)
Source: RefSeq, a predicted model, not a curated record
AUGGCUCCUACCGCUUGGGCAGGCGAGUCAUCGUCCAGCAUCGCCUUCUCGAUGAACCCUCGCGACUCCCGCGUCGUCAGCAUCUACGACAAGUAUCUCUACGAUCCCAAAGACCUCGAGUCGUCUGACCCACGUCGUCGUGAACUUGCUCGUAAGGCUAGUCAACUCAAACUACACGGUCGACCCGCCAACGACAUGGACGCCAACGGCUUGAGAUCAGCUGGCCAACAACCCAACCCACGCCCAACACAACAACGCAAAAGCAUCACCUUUUCCCAGGCAGCCAAGCUCUCCGACGGUCGUACAGCCACUUCUGUCAAUGCUGGCCAUUCCCAUCCACGACAAAGCAACCCAGGUGCGCUCUCCAAUCAUCGCCAUCACAGCCACGACAGCCACGACCGCGACUCGGGUGCCUUUGGUCUAGGCCUUGGCAUGCUUGGCGCAAGUGAUUCCGAGUCCGACUCGGACAGCGAUGAUGACCGCACUGCACGUAACCCCUCUCGUAUUGACAAUUUGCAGCACAGCAAGGACUCGGACCGACCCGACAGCUGGACCGACCGUGCCGUCGCAGUCGGCCAUCGUCCUCCCGACAAUGCGUCUCAGAACCCUCCUUCGCUCAAACUCAUGGCGCUCAAAUCCGCCAAGCAAGGUGGUCGCCUCUCUGAAGCCUCUCAGGAUGACAGGAGCAGCAGGCUCGCCGUCAACAACAACAACAACUUUGUCGAUCGAACUUCGCGUCAUGGCAGCACCAUCGGCUUUGCUGGUCCACCUAUGGACAGUCAGCCUGCCACCGGAUCUGCCGAUUCCGCCAAUACGUCCAAAAGGCUCAGCGCAAGGACUGCUUUGACCAAACAACUCGGUCUUGCCAGUCCCAACCCAGAGCUAAGCGGCGCAGCGGCCAACCGCGGUCCUUCGUCUGAUCAGCGCGGUGGUCCGCACGACUACUUUGACAGUCGCGCCCCCGGCGUCACCCACGCUGGCCCACCACGAGGCAGUGCUGGUCCUCCGCCCAUUGACAUCGCUCGAGCCCAACAGCACGGCUUUGACAACGCCCAACAUAACGCGCAAGGUCAAUCCUCGCCCAUGAGCUCGCAACACGCCUCCGGUUCGACUCCUAAUAGCGCUACGCCUCUCCGCUCUCCAGGUUACGGCCCCUCGGGCAUGCCAUCGCCCAAUCACCCGAACGGACACGCACACGUGCCGCCCAAUGUUUUACAGCGAGGUCCGCCCUCAUCGUACGGCCAGCGUGGCCCACCAGGACCUUAUGGUGCGCCCGGCGUCCCCAACCAUCCCUCUUCACUCCAAGCAGGUCCCGGCGCGAGGACUCCUCCGAACAACCUGCAACGUGGCCCCGGACCAAACCAGGGCGCGUCGGGAGCUAGAGGCCCACAAGGACCUGGCGGAAAUUUUGGUCCUUCGUUCUCUGAUGCUCCUGGUCCUCCCAAGCGCCAGUCCAUCUUCCGCCGAUCCAUGGCCAUGCUUGGCGCUGGUGGGCCUCAAGCAGGGCCUCCCGGUCACAACCCCGGUCCCCACAACGCUGCGCGAUCCCAACCUGGCCAGAAGCGGCAAUCCUUUUUCCGAAGAAGCAUGGCCAUGCUCGCAGGACAGUCAGGGCCUCCCAACGCACCAUCACAAGGUGGCCAACAGAUGCGCAUGCCCGCUCCUGCCGUACCUCGUGCUCCUUCUGCACCACGUGUUCAAGGUCUGCAAAAUGACUUUGAGAAACCUGAUCAUCCGCGAAAGUCGCAGUUCCUUGGAGCGGGUGGAGAAGGCGCAGAGUGGGAUACCGACGGUGAAGGGGCCAAGUUCUGGCGUCGCUUUUCCAUGGCUCAGAAGAACGCCGGCUCGCACAAGCUCGAGGAUGGCAGCAGAGCUUGGAUGGCCACCAUGGCAAGCGGUAAAAGGAAGCUCAUCGUCAUGGGCGUCAUUGCGCUUGUGGCGCUCGUCGGCAUUAUCGUUGGCGUCAUCGUGUGGAGGGAGAUUGUGUCGCCGUCCGGAUCGACGUCGGACGAGCCAUCGUCGAUCUACAAGGCUAACCUCGGCGUUAAGCCUAGCCAGGACGCUUCGGCGAGCCUUGCCUCCGCCACCUCUGCCAGCAAAAAGGCGCAGGCCACACCGACGUCAUCGACCAGCUCCUGGUAUUCUCGCUCGCUGAAUGAUGACAGCGUCCAUGUGGUCGAACGUCGUGCUCGGACGCACGAGCUGGGCGCACUCAGGUUGAGGAAGCGCCACUUUCGUCGUACUCUUCCUGCGUCCGUUCCGCAGCAAGCGUCGCUUGCAGAGCUCGACUAG